AUGACUUCAGUGCUGGGCAUUACCCUGCUGACUUUGGUCCUAUCAGGGCCCAUAGUGGCCUUUGUGCCCAUCGGGGGUGGGGCGUCCACCCAUGUCAGCAUUACAGGAACGGCUCUAUUGCAAAAAGUGAAAGAGACAUGUCGGGCGGUGGCUGAUGAAGCUGGUCAUGAGUUCAAACCCACGGGUUCAUCUCCUGAAGAGCUGGUUCAGGCAUGUCUAGAGCCCACAGCACCAGGACAAGUGUCUGGUGCCAUGUUUAUCUCUGCUCUUCAAGAGAUCUACACCCAGAACGGACUAGUAGACCGCAACUUUGUCAACAGUGCUCCACACCACUUCAACUCAGAGGCCUUUCUGGAGGGGCGUGGCCUAAUCAUGGAGGGUACGGUGACCAUUAAGGCUAACAUUCGCAAGGAGAACUUCCAGGCUGCCAGGGAAACACUGGGCAGGGUCCUUCAUACACUGCAGGACUUCUACAGCCACAGUAACUGGGUGGAACUGGGAUACACUGAGCCAUACAUCAACCUGAUACGCCCAGACCUUCCCCUGGAAAACCUGGCAGAUAUCCAAACUUCCACCUGCAGCGACUGUGCCAGUGGAACGUGUCCCAAUUCCAUCCUGCCCAACAUCCUGAAAGAGAAGAAACUUACAUCAGGCUACAUGGGAAUCUUCUCAGCUGCCAAGCCCAAAGGUAAAUGUAGCCAUGGAGGUGCAGCUGACCUGACUAGCACAGCAGAACCUCGCGGAGGCAUCAGCAAAGAUGAGCGCCGCUCAGACAACGUGGCCCUCCACAACGCUGCAGUGAAUGCAGCCACAGCCGCCAGCCUACAGCUGCUGGAGGACAUCCGAUUAGCUAUUGGGGACAAUGACUUUCUGAGAAUGAUGGGGAUUGCCCGCGCAUCCGUUGUGUGCUUUGUAAUCGACACUACUGGCAGUAUGUCGGCUGAUAUCGAUGUGGCCAGGAAUGUCGUUUACGAAAUAAUUGACAGCAAAAAAGGAACACAGGACGAGCCAUCCGAGUACAUUCUGGUCCCCUUCAAUGACCCUGAUUUUGGACCUUUGAUCAGGAAAACAGACCCUGAUGAGAUGAAAAUAGAACUCAACAAACUCACAGCGAGCGGAGGUGGUGAUACCCCAGAGAUGUGCCUGUCAGGACUUCAGUUGGCUCUCGCCGGUGCUCCUGACUCCUCCCAAAUCUAUGUUUUCACUGAUGCUAUAGCCAAAGACAUUGCCCUAAAGGACACUAUUGUUGCUCUCAUCAGGAGCUCCAAGUCAACGGUGUCAUUCUUUAUGACAGGGCCCACUGGGAGGCGCCGUCGUUCCCCCAGUGCUAGUUCCUUUGAAGACUACAAGGACCUUGCUUUGGCCUCUGGAGGCCAGGCCAUCCAGGUGUCUAAGAGGCAGUUGCCUCAGGCCACAGACGUCAUCCUUGACACCUCCACUUCAGCUCUGGUGACAGUUCUUCAGCGAGCAAGGAGCCCUGGGAAGCAGGAGACAUUUCCCUUCAUGUUGGAUGAAUCUCUGAAAAAUAUCACCAUCUACAUCACAGGACAAUCCAUUACUUUCACUUUGACCAACCCUGCAGGUGUGAGCCAGAACCACAAUGAGGCCAGCGGUAAGCUGGGGACCAUACACACAGUGGGCAACUUGCGGAGAAUUCGUCUCAACGCUGACAACCAGGCAGGAUCCUGGCAGAUUAACAUCAUUUCCAACCGACCAUACAUGCUUAAAGUCACGGGCCAGAGUACCAUUAACUUCAUCUAUGGCUUUGUGGAAAGCUUCGGGGGACCUCACCCAGGUUACGCAGUACUUAGUGGGCGUCCACAAGCAGGCCAGCCGGCCACUCUGAUGCUCUCAGUAAUGGGUAGGAAAGGUCCGUCCUCGAUGACCAUAGGCUUUGUUGCCCUGGUAACUGUGUCUGGUCCUGAGACUGUUAGAAAUAGCACAACAUCUGACAUGGGCAACGGAGACAUCCUGGUGACUGUUGAUGACGUCCCUGAUGGGGAGUUUGUGGUUAUCCUUAAAGGAACUGACAAAGUGUCAGGCAGUGAAUUUCAGAGACAGUCUACCACCCAGAUGUCCGUCUCCAAAGUGAACAUCCAGGCUGUGGUAGACCGCAGUGUGGAGCCAGGAAAAGCCUUCAAUCUCACCUUCAGUGUUAUGACCCAGGGCCCUGGUGGUCAAUACUCCAUCAGCGCCAGUAACGACAGGAGCUUUCCCAUGUCCUAUUCAGACAGCCUCACCUUGACAACUGGACAAUAUGCUAAUUCUACUAUGACCAUCAUGCCACCUGCCGAAACACCAUCAGGCACUGACGUCACUGUGACUCUGGAGGCCAAGUCGCCCAAUGGGGUUGACUCCAAUUACGUAGUUUUGAGAUUCUCUGUUGUGACCAAGAUUACAGAUUUUGUUCAGCCCGUGUGUGAAGUGGUGAAUGUGCUGGCUGAUGAUUGCCCUCAAGACGUGGCUCAGUGUAAACCUUUCCAGUGGAAGCUUGCGGCCACCCUUACAGACGGAAAUGGUACCGGAAUAGAGACUGUUUCCAUGCGCAAGGGCAGUGGAAACCUCACAACCACCUCUCUGAGUGCUCCAAUCAUUCAGGCCAACUACACAGCCUCCUGCUGCUCGCAGAUUGUUGAGUUUGUAGCGGUAGAUGCAGUUGGAAAUGUGGGCAAGUGCUAUCACUCCAUUGUACGCUCUGCAGGCCCGCCUUCCUUAAAUAUGUCGCUGCCACUGUUGUUUUGCCUGCUGGUAUCUUCCUUUGUAACAAAGUUUUGAAGGGCUUAAGUUAGGUUGACUUUACU
Messenger RNA from Anoplopoma fimbria (sablefish), 2801 nucleotides. Its product is annotated as von Willebrand factor A domain-containing protein 7-like. The transcript has 17 exons. The record is from RefSeq and is a predicted model, not a curated record. NCBI's taxonomy places the organism in Eukaryota, Metazoa, Chordata, Actinopteri, Perciformes, Anoplopomatidae. Bases 1 to 2775 code for a protein of 924 amino acids.